GGUGGCAGAAGCGUAGGCAGCAGACAGCACCUAAGGCUCCCGGGUGCGUUUGCAACUCCCACAGGGGUCUGCACUGAGGCGGGUGUGGAUGGAGCACACGACCCAGGGUCACGACGGCCCCCGUCCUCAGGGUGCAGACCAGAGGCCGCCAUCCAGGGAGAACUCGGACACUGUGCUGGGACCUUGCCAGCCAGGAGAGCCCUACGUUAGUCUGCUUGGGCCCGGCGCUCCCCCACCUGUGCUCAGCCCACUCCACGGCCCCCCAGGAUGCCCAGCAGAACUGUCCGCUACACCCGCUACAGUCCCGAACGGCGGCGCCGGCGGCUGUUGGCUGAGCGCAGUGUCCGCUUCCCCAACGAUGUCCUGUUCUUGGACCACAUCCGCCAGGGAGACCUGGAGCAGGUGGGGCGUUUCAUCCGGGCCCGGAAGGUCACCCUGGACAUGAUUCACCCCUCAGGCCUGGCUGCCCUGCACGAGGCCGUGCUCUCUGGAAACCUGGAGUGCGUGAAACUGCUAGUCAAGCAUGGCGCGGACAUCCACCAGCGUGACGAGGACGGCUGGACGGCCCUGCACAUCGCCUGCAGCGACGGGUACACCGACAUAGCCAGGUACCUCAUCUCCCUGGGGGCAGACAGAGAUGCAGCCAACGACGACGGGGACCUGCCCUCCGACCUCGUGGACCCCGACUUCAAGGAGCUGGUGGAGCUCCUGGAGGGGACCAGGGUGUACUGAGCCGGGCUUCGGGACGCGCGCCCUCCUCUGCGGAGCCCCCACCCCGGGCUCACGCCCGCCCCCCACUUCUCUGGCCCGGCUUUUUCUCCA
Molecule: messenger RNA, 822 nt
Organism: Choloepus didactylus (southern two-toed sloth)
Lineage: Eukaryota; Metazoa; Chordata; Mammalia; Pilosa; Megalonychidae
Gene: PPP1R27
Product: protein phosphatase 1 regulatory subunit 27
Exons: 4
Coding region: 268-732 (154 amino acids)
Molecular function (GO): phosphatase binding
Source: RefSeq, a predicted model, not a curated record